Messenger RNA from Paramecium pentaurelia, 1416 nucleotides. The record is from the annotation of a GenBank genome assembly. NCBI's taxonomy places the organism in Eukaryota, Ciliophora, Oligohymenophorea, Peniculida, Parameciidae.
AUGUAAUAAGUUUAAAAAGAAGAGGUAUGAAUUUAAUUUACUAUGUAAGAUACCAUAUUUUAAGUAUUGUUAAAAAUUAGGUGGUGUAUAGAGAAAAGAUAUCUAUGUUUCUCCAACCAAAGCUGCAACAUUUCUACAUUUAAUUAAACAUGUAAUAGUCAUUAUAUAUAAAGAGAUGUGAUAAGGAUUCUGCAUUAAGAUUUGCUUAAAGAAGAAUUUGCAAAUGGGAUACAACAAUUAAAUAAGAUGGUCCUAGUAAUUGUAGAAUUUUAAAACCUAAAGAAAAUAAAGAAGUAAUUUUGUUAAAUUAUAUCAAUUCAGAAAAGAAUACAUGGAUGGUAGAAUAUUGGGAUGGAAAUGUUUUAUGAAAACAAAGAUACUGUAGCAGAUAUUAAUUAAUUAGAAUUAGAUUAGGAUAAUGAUACAAUACAGAAAGAAAUUGAAAAGAAUGAAAUGAAACUAAAAAAUGAUUUUAAAAAUAAAAUAGCUCAUCUCUAACAAUUUUAUAGAGAACUUAAUUAAAAAUAUAGUUUUAGUAGAAGUGAUCCCAAUUUUAAAGAAAAAAUUACAAUGGCUAAAUUAGAUUUAAUUCAUAAUAGAAAUCAACCUAUUAAAUAUCUUAAAACUAAAGGAAUGAAAUAUAUAGAAUUAUAUAAUGAAUUCAAUUAAAAUAAAAAAUUAAAAGGUAAUGGAUUAUUUAAUAAAUUACAUGUAUUUAAUUAAUUUAGAACUGAUGAUUGUAAAGUUAAAGAAAAAUUGUUGAGUGAAUUAUAUAAACAAAAGAAAGAGAAUUAAAGUGUUAAUCAUAAAGAAUUACAACAUGAUGUUCAUAUCUAUGAUAAUAUAGAAGAAUAAAGUGAAUAGAUGUUAAAAAUAAUUGAACAAACUAAUGAUUUCUCCAUGACUUUGAGAAAGAAUGAGCAUAAAUUAACUGUUUCAUAAAAAGCAAUUGCAUUUGCAGAAGACUUUAAUAGAACAAAAUAUUUAUUUAAUUAUUCAAGUAAGAACUAAAUGUAAAAAAUGUUUGAAAUACCUGAAAUUCCUUAAAUUCCUUAAAGUACUUAAUCAAUAAAAUUGAAGAAGCACUUUUCUUCUCCUUCAAGUUUUGAUGAUCAUUUUGAUAAUUGUCUUAAUUAGUAUGCACAUGAAGUUUUAGAGUAUUAAUAGGAAAUGUAGGAUAAAGAAAUAACAACAGAGAAUUUAUAAAAAAUGUUAUAAAAAAGAGAAAAUCUAAGAUGUAGUUAAAUGAGGAAAGUUUCUAAGACCUCACAUAGUCAUUAACCUAGUAUUCACUUAGACUUUAGUAAAGUGAAAUGCUAACACUAAUCUUCAAGAGAUAGAGAAUCUACAAAAGCAGGAAACUCUUUCAAUAUAAAAUAACGAUCUUAUCUUGUAAGUCCAUUUAGUAAAUCAUGA